AAUACGUCCAACUAAUGCAUGUUGAUCUAGUAACUAAAACAGGAUAUAUUGCAGAAGAACACGAAGUAAUAACAGAAGAUGGAUAUUAUUUGCUAUUACACAGGAUAUCAGGUGGUCCUCAGAAUCCUGUUAGACCUGGAAAACCUGUUGUACUUUUGCUACAUGGAUUGAUGGGUGCUUCAGACAUUUGGGUUCUUCGAGGACCCAGAUAUGACAUAGCUUAUCAAUUAGUAGACAAUGGAUUUGAUGUUUGGGCGUUGAAUGUUCGUGGCAAUUUUUACUGUAAGAGACACAGGAAUUAUUCGGAUAAAGACGUAAAAUUUUGGCAAUUUAGCUGGCAUGAAAUUGGAUUUUAUGAUUUACCAGCGUCAAUUGAUUAUAUCCUAUCAUUAACUCAACAAUCCAAAAUAUCUCUAAUAGGAUACUCAAUGGGUGCAACAGAAGAAUUUGUAUUGUUGUCAACAAGACCAAAGUACAAUACUAAAGUUAAUGUUGCUCUUGCAUGGGCUCCUGUUGUAAUAGUUACUCAUGAAUUACCUGGACUUUUCAUCAAUUUUAUGCUUCGCUAUGGCAAUCAAUUAGAAAAAGUAUUUCAAUUUUUCAAUUUCUUUGAAUUGUUUCCUCGACUAUCAACUAAGCAAUUGAAUACUGCAGAAUUUUGGUUAAAAUUAUGUUGGAAUCGAAGUGUGCAAUCAUUGUGUCAUAGACUAAUGGACUUUAUUUUUGGUGUAAAUAAUCUGAACAUAGACUUGCCAACACUCAAACGAUUUUGGAGUCAUUAUCCCCAAGGAACAUCCAUUAGAACAAUUAUUCAUUAUGGUCAAAUAGUUUUGCGUAGAAAAUUCACCCAAUAUGAUUUUGGAUCUGAUGAAAAUCACCGAAAAUACAAUAAUGUUGAGCCAGCAGAAUAUCCUAUAGAGAAUAUAUCAACUCCUCUGAUUAUCUAUCAUAGCUCGGGUGACGACAUUACUAAUAAACAGGUUUUAGCUAUCAACAAAUUCAUUCAUGUUCUUAUAAAAGAUAUAAUUACAUUAAGGUCAAAUCAUUUAUUAAUUAUUUUAGGACGUUGAAGCUGUAUU
Messenger RNA from Chelonus insularis, 1079 nucleotides. RefSeq names its product gastric triacylglycerol lipase-like. Gene Ontology annotation, biological process: lipid metabolic process. Bases 15 to 1070 code for a protein of 351 amino acids. Gene Ontology annotation, molecular function: hydrolase activity, acting on ester bonds. Lineage: Eukaryota; Metazoa; Arthropoda; Insecta; Hymenoptera; Braconidae. The transcript has 7 exons. The record is from RefSeq and is a predicted model, not a curated record.